Chilo suppressalis (striped riceborer) is the source of this 6501-nucleotide messenger RNA. The record is from the annotation of a GenBank genome assembly. NCBI's taxonomy places the organism in Eukaryota, Metazoa, Arthropoda, Insecta, Lepidoptera, Crambidae.
UGCUCUAAGGCCAAUAUGUUGUCAACGAAAGGUGAAACAUAUUGAAAUACACUAUCAGUUCAACCCGUGACUUGUCAGAUCUCUAUGGCAUUCUAUCACGUCCGCUGGCAUGCGAAAAUGAUUCUGUCAAAUUAUUAUUGUAAAUAAAUCUAAUCCCCUCAUUCUAGAUCACAUCGAGAUAGAAAUAGUAAAAAUUCUCCGUCAGCCUCGGCCAUGGCAUUGGUGGCGAGAUGGGGCGAUAUCGGCGUCCCUGUCCUGCGCAGCAGUUCAUUCACCCGGCGGAGAGUGCGGAAGAGCAGCGCGGGCGCAGGUACGCUCAGGAACACUCCGACCAUGAACCGAGACACAUUUUAUCAGUUAAACGGAGGUGUCGGCGCGCCUCGACGUGUGCCCAGCUCCAACAUGACCCUCUAAUAAUCCGAUACUCUGUCUGCAUUUAUAUAGACUGAAAGCAACAUAGAUCUCAAGAUAAGACUUAUUAAUUAAUUUCUUCGCCCUAUUUUUAAGUGAACGUUCGAUGAGUGACGUGUGGAUUAUUUUUAAGUGAAUUAGCUUUAGUGCGGAAACAUUGACCGUGGAUUUUCACAAUUGGAUUUCCCGUAGCACCCGUGCACCUGGAUUGCUUUCCUGAGAACGGUACAAGUUACAUUGACGCGGAUAUUAAAAUUAUGAAAAUUUUGACCUGAUAACUUACAACAAGUUUAAAAUGAGACUAUCAACAAGUGAAGAGGUUCCUAGUACGACGGUGGGUCGCACCGGCAGCCCGGGCGGUGCAAUAGCGGCGGCGCCGGCGGCGAGCGCGGGCGCAUACGAUGUGACGCGUAUGCGCGAGGAGGAGUUCGAGCGGCUCACCGUGUACAUCGUGCCGGAUGUGCCGUGCGAGCGCGGCACCCAGAACCGGGCCGAGCGCACCCUGCCUAGGAGCCUCGCGCUAAGGCCCUCGGCCGUGCUAUCCACUCCAAACACACCGACGGAAGGUGUGUGGAGUAUAGGUGUUAUCCCACGAGGCACCAGGUUCGGGCCCUUUGAAGGCACCCGCACUCCCAACAAACCUAAUGACAAAGUAUCCUGGAGAUAUUACUGGAGGGUACAGGAAACUGUCAGACAUCAUACAUAUGGAAAUAUCAAGAUAUUCAAAGAUAGCGACUAUUAUUACCUGGACGGCUCUGACACGAGUGUUGCGAACUGGAUGCGAUACGUCGCCUCCGCCUACUCGCUCUCCGUCAUGAACCUCGUCGCCUGCCAGCACCAAGAGCACAUAUACUUUUACACCAUCAGGGAUAUCAUGCCGAAUGAAGAACUCAUGGUGUGGUACUGCAAAGAUUUUGCCACUAGACUCGGAUACGAUAUUGAUCCUGAACGGGCUACUUAUUCCAUUUGUAAAGAAGAAACAAUCAAAAAAGCAUAUGGAUUGCCCCCUGCACCAGUCCAUCCAGAGAUCGCAUUCAACCACAUGAAAUAUGUACUUGGUUUAACAAAUGCUAAGGAAUUAUUAGAAACUGAAAUCCCAAGUCGGCGACGAAAAAGGGAUGUAAAUGAAAAACCACUUAACGAAAAUUUUAAUUGCCCUCGUGAAGAACCCCGCUGCAAAAAUGAGAGGUCAAUUAUCAGGACUGAUAUAUCAGCCAGUGUCUUACACAAUAAGCCGGAUAGUCCAAUUGUGAGAGAAAGUACACCAAUUUCGCCAUCUUCGUUAAUGCAACCACCGUCGCCAGUUAAAAUCCAUCAUAGAGAUAAUUCAGCCUUAAUCAUUCACCAACACAAAGAGAGCACGUCACAUAUUGUUAUACACCAAAUGGAAAAUUCCAGAAUUCAUGGCAGUCGAUCACCCGCCCAAAAUCAGCACAUGAGAGACAUGCGAGGCCCUUCUCCUAUGUCCCAAAUGCACCAAGAUAAAUUAGGAAAUAGGUCACCCAGUCUUACCCACUGUGGGCCACCCCAUUACGAACCUCAGCUGACUCCAAACGAUGGUUCGGUAAGGUCGGAUGAAGGCUACCAUAGUAAUGGCUACCAUGACGAAUUUACACCACCAGAAGAUUCCAGUGAUUCAGACGUUGAGAACUAUGUAUUGGAUUGCUCCAACAAAACUAAUGAACCUAAGGAGACAGUUAUCGUUCAAAAAAUAGAUCAAGAAAUGCAUCGCAACGAAUAUAGAAAAGUAAAAAUAAAAAUGCCUAGAGCAUAUCAGUAUCAAAAUCUCAAGGAAAUGGACUCUGAGAGUGAAAAGGAAUUAAUCAUAGCCGAAGAGAUCGUUAAUACAUCGCCUCAAAACUUGUCACCGCCACGUCGUGAUCCAGCUACUUCGACAGUGAUAGUGUUAGAGCCUUCGCACAAUACCGUCAUCCCGAACACUAAGCCAUAUUAUGAAGAUCGAACUCUUUCUCCGUCUCCUCAACCAGCGUUCAUGAGAUACUCUCCACCGGACACCAGAAUCUUAGAAACAAUUUUAACUGGCAAUCGUAUCGACACAAACAAUAACGACCCCAACAGGCGGCAACCAAACGCUACGCCACCACCUUCUUCUCCCACAGAAAUGGCUUACUCUUAUAAGAAAAGUCAAAGAUACGGCAAUGCGUGUAGUCCAGAUUCAAGUUCCAAUUUGACACCGCUUCCGUCCCUUCUACCACUGCCACAACAAUUGCCAGCUCCUAGUGCUACGUCUGUCUACUCUUCAUCGCCUCCACAUUCCAUACCACACACGACGGAAAUAAGAGAAAUUAGAGAAAUAAGGGAAAUAAGAGAAACGCGAUAUGAAAGUCACUAUCCGAACUAUUCAUAUAAUAUCUACUCUCCACCGAACUCAACAAUAAUAACACAAUUAGGUUCUCCGCCAAAUUCAUAUUCACCGACCAUCACAUCGUCACAUCAAUAUGAGAGAUCUCAAAAUGGACAAAGUCAUCAUUAUCCUUCAUCCACUAGUGUUAUAACAUUGAAAAAUUGCUCACAAUUAAGUUUAAUACAGAAUUCUAAUGUAAACAGUCAAUUAGUACCAUCACAUGGUAGCAUGAGUCCUGAUGGUUCUUGUGGUCUCAUGGUGGCACCAAUAAGUCCCAAUUCUCAGGCCUCUCGAGGUUAUAGAAGUUUACCUUAUCCAUUGAAGAAAAAGGAUGGAAAAAUGCAUUACGAAUGCAAUGUUUGCUGUAAAACAUUCGGCCAAUUGUCGAACUUGAAAGUGCACCUAAGGACACAUUCAGGCGAACGACCAUUUAAAUGCAACGUGUGCAAUAAGUCAUUCACACAACUUGCACACCUUCAAAAGCACCACCUAGUACACACGGGAGAAAAACCGCAUCAAUGUGAUAUUUGUAAGAAAAGAUUUUCUUCUACAUCGAAUUUAAAGACUCAUUUACGGUUACAUUCAGGACAAAAGCCUUAUGCAUGCGAUCUUUGCAUGCAGAAGUUCACCCAAUUUGUCCAUUUAAAACUACAUAAGAGAUUGCACACGAACGACAGACCUUACGUUUGCCAGGGUUGCGAUAAGAAGUAUAUCAGUGCUUCUGGACUUCGCACUCACUGGAAAACCACAAGUUGCAAGCCGAACAACAUUGAAGAAGUUCUAGCAAUCACCAAUGCAGCAAACACCGAGUGCAUAGGUUCCGUCGACAAAGACUGCCACGACCGAGAGGGGCACGAGGCGUACGAGGUUCACUCUCCUGGGGGGCCGGUGGGCGCCGGUGGGGCGCGAAUGGUCAUGUCGCACGCCGAGCUGAUGGGAGGGCACGCGCACUCGACAACGCCGCACCUAGGCCCCGCGCACGCGCCGCCCUCGCCGCAGUAUCGCGCGCCACCCGACCACCACGAGCCGCCUCACUACGCCCCGCAGGCCGCUGAACCUCGCCCCAGCGUCAUCGAGUCCAACCAGCCGCUCAUCAUUGAAUGCACCUGAGACGACUCGAACGCGCACCAGUUGCUACUCGGACGCGUGAUUCCCCGCCGCACAAUGUGAUUACAUGUGAUCAAACAAAAGUAUUUGUGUAAAGACAAUUGACGAGAUUCUAGACUCGUCGUGUCAAGUGGCUAUGAAAUUACGAUAUGAACUUUAUUUUGUACAUUUGUAAAAAUGCCUAGUUUUUAUGAACGACGUGUUGUUAUUAAGUACUAAGUACUUACGUAGAUUAGAUUGUUGUAUUAUAUUAUUUAAGCAUUUUCGUAAAUAUUUGUAAGGAUUCAGCAGCCCUUGUUUAUAUUAAUGCUCAAUUUUAUACAUUAAAUUAGAUUUCUAUUGUAAAUAGGAUCUGUUGUGACAUCGAGUAUAUUUUAUUUCAAUAGUUUUUACUACGCUGUAUAAAUAAUUACCUUGCAAUAGGAUGACUACAAGACGGGCAAACAAACCUUGUGUAACAUGUAGAUUCAGUCUUCAUAAAGAGGUAAAAAUCUAAUGUAUCCUUUUAGAUAUCAAAGCCAUUAAACAAAGCUCAAUAUAUCUCAAAUUCCACCAAAGAAUGGCUUGUUUUACUCCAAAAGCAUAUUUGAUAUUGUAUCCGUAAUUGUAUUCUGAACUGAACCGAGCAUAAUUACUUAUUUGGAUGUAACACGCAAUUAGUUCCGAGUGCCAAAAGUGCACGUUAAUAUAUUUAAGUUAUCCUAAAAGUGUUUGAAUGAAUAGUAUUUUAAAUCAUUGUUCCUAACGAAUAAUCGGAGAGUAAGCGUAUAUGUGCGACAUCCUAAUUCUAAUGAUAUUGUUAGAUUAAAUUUAAAUUGACGAAUUGUGUACAUUACCCCUACGCUAGAACAAAUGGUGCUUCACAUCGUAGAAUAAUAGUCGCCCUAGGCCCCGCGCUGGUCGACUAUCUAACUACAUGUAAUGUUAAUUACACCGAGUCUACUAGUUACUAUUUUAUAUUCCAAAUUUCAAUUAAUUAUGAUUCUCCUAUUUGAAAAGGCUGAGAUAAAUAUAUGAUGUAAUGUUUGGCGAAUAUUAUUCGUAAGCAAUGGUUUACAUGAUGUCUAAGUACCCAAGCGGAUACUCAAUUAUUAUGAGUCUAUGAAGGAAUAGCUUAUACGUGAUGUAAAACCAAACGUUAGCUUUUUGUAUACAUAUUUCUAUAGUACGAUUAAGGUUUUUACACGCGAGCCCUUGUAGAUUUAUUACCUGUAUAUUUUAUACCUACAUUUUAUAAAUCAAAUGUUUGUAUUUGACGAGAGUAUUAUGAGAAUUAUUCAUUUUAAUUUGAUUAUUUUUUAGGUACGCACAAAAUGUGCAUAUUUCGCCUGCUCAUUGUAAACGUUAAAAACGAUUCUUACUUAAAGUAAACUUUGAAUGAAUUGUAAUUAGAAGAUCAAUAGCAAAAGCUAAUACACUUCAGAUGGAGUGAGGUAAUUUGUUGCGCCUUGUAUACAAAAUAAAAGCUAUGCAGACUAUUCUCAAAGUUGCAUAUUGAGUAAGAAUUCAUAGGUAUGCCUUUUAGUACCUUAUACAUGUAUUAUGACACCACGUAAAUAUUCGUUGUCAUGAAAAUAUACUGAAAGAUAUAUAUUUUUGAAUGUAAAGUACAGGGUUUGAAUGGUGUCUGCUGAAACGAUGAUUUAAUAACAGUUCAAAUUUAACAACAAUUGUACUUCUUAUAUUUGUAUCAGUCUAUUGUCAUUGGAUAAAAAUAAUCUUUUCAUGAUUUUGGUCGUGUUUUAUAAUAGACUAAACAUGAAUAAAAUCAGUCUAAGACACAGUUUUAUAUUUAUUGUUAACAUUCAAAAUACUUUGCUCUUGAUUGAAUUAAAUAUAGUAGGAUAUAUUUUUUUAUUAUUACUGCAAUGAUUUAGCAAAAGAACUCCAUAACUUCUCGCCAUUCCUUAUAUUAUUCAAAAUAUUUAUACUUUACGAUCCAUCAGAGUAGGUAACUAAAUUGACCAGUUAACUUAUAUGCUAACGUAUUAUGCUAUGUUCAGAUGUUCUCUCACAGCAGUUACUUAACUCUAUUCAACGUUUUAAAGCAUGAUAUAGCUUAUUUUGUUUGCAAACUAUUGAGAAACAAUUAAUGUUAUGGAACACCUUAAAUGUUAUUUAUAUGCUGUUUGGGCACAUCUUACGCAAACACAAAAUUUCAAAGCUAUAUACAUUAUCAUAUUACAACAUAAUUUGCCGAUUGUUUAAUCAUCCCUAGCUAAUAUAGCGUUCUUGAUUAAUUUCCCUGUAAAUAAUCGGAUGAGGGGUUUAAUCUUUAUUCGGUAUUCUAUAGUACCUAAAGCAGUAAUAAAACCAUCAUGACUAUUUAUCAAACUUGUAUAAAAUUAAAUGUAACACCUAAGAAAAUAAUAGAUCAUACAUAAUGUAAGUAAAUACCUAUCUAUGGUUCUGAAAAGUAAGCAGUACGAUAUAAUCAUAUGUAUCGGCACAUUCAGCUACAAUAUUAAUUAUAUAAAGGACUCGCAUACAUUUUCUAAUGAGUAAUGUUAUCUUAUUAAUGCGCCGGAAACUUACCUACUGUAAAGGCCUGUAAUUUUGUACACCAUGAUCGACGAUUGUUUUACAAACACCAAAUUAAAUAAAACAGGAGUAAAAAU